AUGGGUUUUAGAGAAGCGGAGGCUCUUUUGUUGACACUUGUACUGGGUCUGUGUGUGACCCAGCUUGAAGCUCAGCUUCAAGUUGGGUUCUAUCGUAAUUCUUGCCCUAACGCGGAGAAAAUCGUGACAGAGGAGGUGGUGAAGGCACUGGUGACGCAUCCGGGUGUGCCUGCUGAUCUAUUGAGGUUGCAUUUCCACGACUGCUUUGUCAGGGUAACUUUUCCACCUCUUAAUUCAACGCACAAAGCUUUUUAUCAACACAUGGAACCUGCAAGACGCGCGUGAUCGUAUUAUUAUAGAACAUUCAAUAGUUCAUUUUUCUUACUUUGAUGUUCUCUGGGAACCUUACUCUGUCAAAGGGUUGCGAUGGCUCGGUCCUUCUCGACUCCACUCCAGGUAGUACCGCGGAGAAGGAUUCCCCAAUCAACAACAGUCUUGAAGGCUACGAUGUCGUUGAUAACGCUAAAACCAGACUGGAGGCAGUUUGCCCAGGCAUCGUCUCUUGUGCCGACAUUGUUGCCUUCGCCGCCAGAGACAGCGUCAAACUGGUAACCUUUCUGAGCAAAGGAUUCAUGAACCGAUCACUCACUGGUCUGUUUGUUCUAUAACUGUUUGAGGUAAUCAUGCUUUCACAAUCUUGGGCAGAGCAAAGGAAUUCCCUACGAUGUUCCAGCCGGAAGAAGGGACGGUAGGGUUUCCUUGAGCUCGGAGACAUUCACAAAUUUGCCUCCACCCACCUUCAACCUCGAUCAGCUAACUCAGAAUUUCGCCAGCAAGGGCCUGACCCAAGAGGACAUGGUCAUACUCUCCGGUGCGUUUUGGAUUCAGAGCUCGCUGCGGAAGCUUAUCCUCUUCCAUCUCAAUUAUCUCCUCCAGAACUAAAUUUUGUCGAGAACAUGCCUGAUUGUCAUCCUCACUAAGACCUCUAUUUUGUAUAAUCAGGAGCUCACACGAUUGGCGAUGCUCGCUGCUCCUCCAUCACUAGUAGGCUUUACAACUUCAACUCCACCGGGAAGGCGGACCCGAGCUUGGAUCCAGCCUAUGCGGCCAAACUGAAGAAGAAGUGUCCGCCAACCAGCGUUAAUGGGAACCGGGGAGUGGAUAUGGAUCCUCCCAGCCCCACCAUUAUCGACUCGAGCUACUACAGGAACCUCCUCUUUCACCGGGGGUUAUUCACGUCCGAUCAGACUCUAAUGUCUAGUCCGGUGACGGCAGCACAGGUGAUGAAGAAUGCCUUUAAUGACUUUCUCUUCAAUAGGAACUUCGCGGCCGCUAUGGUGAAGAUGGGUCGGGUUGAGGUCCUCACCGGAACCAACGGGGAGAUCCGCAAGAAAUGCAACGUCAUUAACUGA
Messenger RNA from Spirodela intermedia, 1352 nucleotides. The record is from the annotation of a GenBank genome assembly. NCBI's taxonomy places the organism in Eukaryota, Viridiplantae, Streptophyta, Magnoliopsida, Alismatales, Araceae.